Messenger RNA from Dama dama (fallow deer), 3698 nucleotides. RefSeq names its product solute carrier family 6 member 19 (gene SLC6A19). The record is from RefSeq and is a predicted model, not a curated record. Lineage: Eukaryota; Metazoa; Chordata; Mammalia; Artiodactyla; Cervidae. The coding region runs from base 138 to 2042 and encodes 634 amino acids. Gene Ontology annotation, biological process: sodium ion transmembrane transport. The transcript has 12 exons. Gene Ontology annotation, cellular component: plasma membrane.
UGGCAGCCUCGCCCUUGGGAUCUGCUGACACUUCCUUUCGGCCCAGGUGCUGGGGUGAGGUGCCAAAGGUUUCCUAUAAAGCCCCAGGUCUCCGGCCGGUGGCCACUCGCUGAGCUCGCGGACCCGCCCGGACCACCAUGGUGAGGCUGGCGCUGCCCAACCCCGGCCUGGAGGCCCGGAUCCCGUCGCUGGGCGAGCUGGAGCGCAUCGAGCAGGAGGAGAGCAACUCGCGGCCCAAGUGGGACAACAAGGCGCAGUACAUGCUGACCUGCGUGGGCUUCUGCGUGGGCCUGGGCAACGUGUGGCGCUUCCCCUACCUGUGCCAGAGUCACGGCGGAGGAGCGUUCAUGAUUCCGUUCCUCAUCCUGCUGGUCCUGGAGGGGAUCCCGCUGCUGCACCUGGAGUUUGCCAUCGGGCAGCGGCUGCGCAAGGGCAGCGUGGGCGUCUGGAGCGCCAUCCACCCGGCCCUCAAGGGCGUAGGCAUUGCGUCCAUGUUUGUGUCCUUCAUGGUGGGCCUCUACUACAACACCAUCAUCGCCUGGGUCAUGUGGUACUUCUUCAACUCCUUCCAGGAGCCCCUGCCUUGGAGCCAGUGUCCACUCAACGCCAACAAGACAGGUUACGUGGAGGAGUGUGCCCGCAGCUCCUCCGUGGACUACUUCUGGUACCGCGAGACCCUCAACAUCUCCACCUCCAUCGAUGACUCGGGCUCCGUGCAGUGGUGGAUCCUGCUGGCCCUGACGUGUGCCUGGAGCGUGCUCUACGUGUGCACCAUCCGCGGCAUCGAGACCACCGGGAAGGCCGUGUACAUCACAUCCACGCUGCCCUACGUUGUCCUGACCAUCUUUCUCAUCCGGGGCCUGACGCUGAAGGGAGCCACCAAUGGCAUCGUCUUCCUCUUCACACCCAACGUCACGGAGCUGGCCAACCCGGUCACCUGGCUGGAUGCGGGGGCCCAAGUCUUCUACUCCUUCUCCCUGGCCUUCGGGGGCCUCAUCUCCUUCUCCAGCUACAACCCUGUCCACAACAACUGCGAGAUGGACUCGGUCAUCGUGUCUGUGAUCAACGGCUUCACGUCCGUGUACGCGGCCACUGUGGUCUACUCCAUCAUUGGCUUCCGUGCCACCGAACGCUACGAUGACUGCUUCAGCACGAACAUCCUGACGCUCAUCAACGGAUUCGACUUGCCCGAAGGCAACGUGACGCAGGAGAACUUUGCUGAGAUGCAGCAGUGGUGCAACGCUUCCGACCCUGUGGCCUACGCCAAGCUCAAGUUCCAGACCUGCGACAUGGAUGCCUUCCUCUCAGAGGGCGUGGAGGGCACCGGGCUGGCCUUCAUCGUCUUCACUGAGGCCAUCACCAAGAUGCCAGUGGCGCCCCUCUGGUCCGUCCUCUUCUUCAUCAUGCUCUUCUGCCUGGGCCUGUCGUCCAUGUUUGGCAACAUGGAGGGUGUGGUCGUGCCCCUGCAGGACCUCAAAGUCAUCCCCAAGAAGUGGCCCAAGGAGCUGCUCACAGGCCUCAUCUGCUUGGGGAUGUACCUCAUCGCCUUCAUUUUCACAUUGAACUCCGGCCAGUACUGGCUGUCUCUUCUGGACAGCUACGCGGGCUCCAUCCCCCUGCUCGUCAUCGCCUUCUUCGAGAUGUUCUCCGUGGUCUAUGUGUACGGCGUAGACAGGUUCAACAGGGACAUCGAGUUCAUGAUCGGCCACAAGCCCAACAUCUUCUGGCAGGUCACGUGGAGAGUGGUGAGCCCCCUGCUUAUGCUGGCCAUCUUCCUGUUCUUCUUCGUGAUCGAGGUCAGGGAGGAGCUGACAUACAACGUCUGGGACCCAGCCUAUGAGGAAUUUCCCAAAUCCAAGGAGAUCAAGUACCCGGGCUGGGUGUAUGCCGUGGUGGUCAUUGUUGCUGGGGUCCCCUGCUUGGUCAUCCCCUGCUUCGCCAUCUACAAGCUCAUCAGGAACUUCUUCCAGAGGCCAGGGGACCAGCGGGCACUUGUCAGCGCAGUGUCUGCGGCCUCAGUGAAUGGUGACCUCUCGUCCUAGGCAGCCCAGCCUGUGGGGUAGGGGUGGUGUCUGAGGAGGGAGUGGGCUGCACAUGUGUGCACAUGUGUGUAUUAUGUGAGGGUGCAUGUGUGGGAGCAUGUAUACAUGGGUGUGUGUGUCUGUGUGUAUUCAUGUGAGUGUGCACAUGUGUAUAUGUGUACACUGUGAGUAUGCACGUGUAAGAGUGUAUCCUCAGUGUGUGGGUAUGUCCCUGCAUGUGUAUGUGUGCGUGUGUAUACAUGUGCACGUGUGCGUGUACAUGUGUGGAUGUGUGCAAGCAUGUGUGCAUAACAAGGGACACCCUCCUGGUAUGGUUACACACACAUGUGAGUGUGCACAUGGAUGUGUAUAUGUGCACGUGAGCACAUGUGUGAGCAGGUGUGUACAUGAGCCAGUGUGAGUGUAUUUGCAUGUGUGUGAGUGUGUCUGCAUGUGUGUGAGUGUGUCGGCAUGUGUGUGAAUGUGUCUGCAUGUGUGUGAGUGUGUCCCAGUGUGCAAGCAUCUGUGUACUGUGCCUGUGUGCUCAUGCUUACGUGUGUGUGUACAGCUAUGUGUGUGCAUGUGUGUGCAUGCGUUGCCUUGCAGCACACACUCCUGCUAGCAGGGCCUGGGGAGCUGACAGGCGGUCCAUCUCCGCCCCGCUCCCAGAGCGUCAGCUGCCAUGGGGGUGGGGGCUGCUGUGCACGGCCCGCUCAUCUCGGCCCCUUGGAUCCAGUCUUGGUGCCUCCGCCCUUUCCUCUCGAGGUCCCCUGCGACCUUGGGGUUCUUGCAGUGAGGUUGGGGCUCUCACCCCGUGACCAGGAGCACCCGUCUCAGGCCCGUCCGGAAGAGGCCAGUGAGCUUGAGAGAACUUGGCCAGCCCGGUGGGGCCCCACCCAUCCGACAGAGUCUUGGCCACACCCAGGCAUCGUGAAGGCUGAUCUGCUUAAUCCCUGCAUCUGGCUGCCAGCAAUAGAUGAGCAGUUAAACAAAACUCAGCUCGGGUGACUUAAGGCAGACCCCCCCCCAUCACACUGUACGUUCUUGAGAGGACAUUAACUGCGUGAAUAUUUAGCCAGAUGUUGGAAAAGACGGGUUGUAGGAUAACUCAGCCUUGGCCACCGCGGUGGAGGACCGUCCAUGCGUCCCGAGAGACAUCAGGGACCGUGAGGGCAGGGGGACUGUCCACCUGCUGCUGCUUAUUGAAGCCGGCGUUGGUGCCUCCCUCCCGUGGGGGACGGGAUGCCACACCCAACCUGAUCCAAAGUUACGUGAACUUGGGUGUUUGUUUCCAAGACCCGGUCACCUCCACUUUCCAUGCAAAACUCAAGUUUAUGUUAAAUGGGACUUUCUGAGGAUUCUCUGUGCAGGACCAGAGAGCCAAGUGGUGGGUGGGAGACUCCUGGACGGCAUCCUUGGGACCCACCUCCUCUACUCCCAGAGCUGUCCAACCCGGUUGGGAAAACUGCUCAGGACCCCUUAGAUACACCCCACCCCACCCCCGGAGUACAUGGAGGGGAGACACACUCCCAGAAGUGACCUGGUCGGGGCUGGGCUGUCCUUCUCUGUCUCUUGGUGAGGGGUUCUUUCAUAGACUUGAUAUUUUGCAAAUUGUUAGAAAUUUGGGGUUUGUGGGUGUCGUGUGUACGUGUCUGAAUAAAUCACUCUCUUUCAUAG